Messenger RNA from Rubroshorea leprosula, 1806 nucleotides. The record is from the annotation of a GenBank genome assembly. NCBI's taxonomy places the organism in Eukaryota, Viridiplantae, Streptophyta, Magnoliopsida, Malvales, Dipterocarpaceae.
AGAUUAGAAGUGCUGUUGGACUCAAUUCCACAGCUGGGGAUCAUGAAGUUUGGUGCAUAGAGAGGGAAAGACAAGUACUUCUUGCAUUUAAGCAAGGUUUGGUUGAUAACUAUGGUGUGCUUUCCUCCUGGGGAAGUGAAGAACAGAAAAGGGACUGCUGCAAAUGGAGAGGAGUUUCAGUGUAGCAAAGCAACUGGGCGUGUAAUUGAGCUUAUUCUUCAGGAUUGCUCUUUAAGAGGGGGACAUCUUCUCAGUCAGUUAGGGAACCUCACAAGUUUGCAACUCCUUGAUCUUAGACAUAAUUACUUCGACAGUAUCAAAAAUCUUGAGUGGCUUUCCCAUCUUUCUUCUUUGAAGUACCCUGAUUUGAGUACAAUUGACCUUACCCUUGCUGUCCUUGACCUAAACAGUAAUAACUUGACUGCUUUCACAUUCCAGUGGCUGUCCAAUUUCAACUUAAGCAAUAGCUUAGUCCUACUCAUGUUAAGUAGAAAUGUGUUUCAAGGUCCAAUUCCAGAAACUUUCGGUCACCUGACUUCUUUGGAAUAUCUAUAUCUCAAGGAAAAUCAAUUUGAAGGAGGGAUUCCAAAAUCCUUUGAGGGUCCAACGAGACUGGAUUGGAGAAAGGUUAAGUUCAUUAAAUUCCUUAACCUAAAAUCCAAUAAUUUUUAUGGAGAGAUCCCCUUGCAGAUAUGCCAGUUGACUAGUAUUCUGCUGCAAGACCUCUCUAAUAACAGUCUCUCUCAACACAUACCCUGGUGCAUAGGUAUUCUAACUGCCUUGGCCAGAAAAGACACUUUUGUGGAAGAAUAUCAUUAUUUUGUGAAUUCUGCUAUGGCAGGAUUCUACGUUGACAAAGCAUUAGUCAUGUGGAAAGGAAUAGAGUAUCAUUAUGAAUAUCUCAAAAAUUUGAGGAUUAUUGAUCUCUCAGGCAACAAAUUAAUGGGGGAAAUUCUGAUGCAAAUAUGGAGCCUCUUUGAAUUGGUUUCAACUGAAUUUGUUAAAAAACAAUUUGACAGGAAGGAUUUCACUAGAUAUUGGGCAGAUGGGACAGUUGGAGUCGCUUGAUCUUUCACACAACAGGCUUCUAGGCUGGCUUCCUUCAUUCAUGUCCCAGUUACAUUUCCUCAGUACCUUGUACCUGUCAUAUAACAACUUUUCAGGGAGAAUUCCAUCCAGCACCCAUUUGCAGAGCCUUCCAGCUUCUGCAUUUGUUGGUAAUCUUGCACUCUAUGGACUUACUUCCUUUGCCACAAACAUGCCCCAAUGAUGAAAAACCUACAGAUGGAUGUGUCAAAUACAAUCAACAAGACGAAGAUGAAUUCUGGAAAGGGUUUAAAUCUAGUAUGGAACUUGGAAUGGCUUUUGGCUUUUUGUGAGUUCUGGUUUUCAAGUUAGAUCAUCCCUGGAAACAUGUUUGUUUCCUACUGUUCAAUUACCUAAAGGUCUACCUCAUCAACUUGAAGGACCAUGUCUGUCUGGUUACAGUGAAUGCUGCCAACUGCAAAGAAAGUUGAAGUUUUAGAAGCCAUCCCUCCUUUCCUUGGAGCAUGGAGAGGAAGGUUCAAGAGGCAUCUUCAGAAACUUCUAGGACUUUGCUUCUCGUGAGGUGAAAUUCCAGGCUUCCUUCUCAACUACCCCUGUCUUCAGGACAACUGUUUCUAUUCCCUCUUUGUGUGCAAUAAAUUAUUGUUUGUUUCUGUUUUAUGGCAUCAUCUCCGUGUUAUGUAUGUUUAAUUUCACGAUCUUGUUUUUAAGGAAUGAAGAACAAGCUGCAUGCUCUUGAAAUAAGAUGAAAACCUUGAA